Cuscuta campestris is the source of this 1958-nucleotide messenger RNA. The record is from the annotation of a GenBank genome assembly. NCBI's taxonomy places the organism in Eukaryota, Viridiplantae, Streptophyta, Magnoliopsida, Solanales, Convolvulaceae.
CCAGAGGCCCGCCAUUGUAUGUAUGUAGCGCCUGGACAUUUUUAAUUCAAACCUUCUUCAUUUCUUCAUCACGAUCUAUGAAUUUUCCCGGCAUUGCGUCUCGGAAGAAGAUCCCAUCAACGUUCUUUUCCGUUUGGCUCUGAACUAUAUCGAGAGAAAAAUAAAAUAAAAUGAGUGCAUUGUCCUCUAUUGUGGUAGGUUCUCAUGUUUGGGUUGAGGACCCUGAGGUAGCUUGGAUUGAUGGGAAUGUUUUGGAAGUCGAUGGCGAGGAGAUUAAAGUAAACUGUACAUCAGGGAAGACGAUUAUAUCCAAGGCAUCUAAUGUCUACCCAAAAGAUACAGAGGCUCCUUCUGGUGGUGUGGAUGACAUGACAAAGCUUGCCUAUCUCCACGAGCCAGGAGUUUUGGAUAACUUAAAGUGUAGAUACGCGACCAAUGAAAUUUAUACUUACACAGGUAGCAUAUUAAUCGCUGUAAAUCCUUUUAAAAGGCUGCCUGAUCUAUACGGAAAAGACGUUAUGGAGAAGUAUAAAGGAGCUGUGUUUGGAGACUUAAGCCCCCAUCCGUUUGCUAUUGCAGACGCGGCUUACAGGCAGAUGGUGAACGAUGGGAUAAGCCAGUCAAUUUUGGUUAGUGGAGAAAGUGGAGCUGGCAAGACCGAAAGCACAAAAAUGCUUAUGCAAUACCUUGCUUAUAUGGGAGGUAGAGCUGCUGCUGACGGGAGGUCUGUGGAACAGAAAGUCCUUGAGUCAAAUCCAGUUCUUGAAGCAUUUGGAAAUGCAAAAACAGUGAGGAACAACAACUCAAGUCGCUUUGGGAAAUUUGUCGAAAUUCAAUUUGACAAAAGGGGGAGAAUAUCUGGAGCAGCUAUCAGAACAUAUUUGCUGGAACGAUCUCGUGUUUGUCAAGUGUCUGAUCCCGAAAGAAAUUAUCACUGCUUCUACAUGCUUUGCAAUGCACCGCCCGAGGAUGUUGAAAGAUACAAAUUGGCAAAUCCUAGAAAAUUUCACUAUCUAAACCAAUCCAACUGCUAUGAAUUGGAUGGCUUGGACGAAUCUAAAGAGUACCUUGCCACUCGGAGGGCUAUGGAUGUUGUAGGAAUAAGUUCUGAUAAACAGGAUGCAAUUUUUAGAGUGGUGGCUGCAGUGCUCCACUUGGGUAACAUUGAAUUUGAAAAGGGGAAUGACCCUGAUUCUUCAGAACCCAAGGAUGAUGAAUCUCGCUCCCAUCUUAAGAUUGUAGCUGAUCUUUUCAUGUGUGAUGAGAAGUCACUUGAGAACUCCUUGUGCAAACGCAUCAUGGUAACUCGCGAUGAGAAGAUCACAAAAUCUCUUGAUGCACAAGCUGCUGCUACCAGUAGGGAUGCUCUGGCAAAAACAGUUUAUUCUAGACUAUUUGAUUGGCUUGUGGACACGAUAAACAAUUCUAUUGGCCAAGAUCUUGAUUCCAACCAUUUAAUUGGAAUUCUGGAUAUUUAUGGAUUUGAGAGUUUCAAGACAAACAGUUUUGAACAAUUUUGCAUCAAUUUGACUAAUGAAAAGCUGCAGCAGCAUUUCAACCAGCAUGUCUUCAAGAUGGAGCAAGAAGAGUAUACCAAAGAGGAAAUUGACUGGAGUUAUAUAGAGUUUGUUGAUAACCAAGAUAUUCUUGAUCUCAUAGAAAAGAAGCCUGGAGGAAUCAUUGCUCUUCUUGACGAGGCCUGCAUGUUCCCAAGGUCCACUCAUGAGACUUUCGCUGAAAAGCUCUAUCAAACCUUCAAAGAUAAUAAGCGCUUCAGCAAGCCAAAACUAUCCCGGACUGACUUCACUGUUUGCCACUAUGCUGGAGAUGUCACAUAUCAAACUGAUUUCUUUUUGGAUAAGAACAAAGAUUAUGUUAUCCCAGAGCAUCAGGAACUCCUCAUUCUCCUCUAUUGGUACCAGAUUUAAGCAACAAUUGCAAGCGUUGCUUGAGACACU